Messenger RNA from Drosophila willistoni, 1805 nucleotides. It is a transcript of the gene Dnai2, whose product is annotated as dynein axonemal intermediate chain 2. Gene Ontology annotation, biological process: outer dynein arm assembly; cilium movement. The coding region runs from base 14 to 1771 and encodes 585 amino acids. The record is from RefSeq and is a predicted model, not a curated record. Gene Ontology annotation, molecular function: dynein heavy chain binding; dynein light chain binding. The transcript has 6 exons. NCBI's taxonomy places the organism in Eukaryota, Metazoa, Arthropoda, Insecta, Diptera, Drosophilidae. Gene Ontology annotation, cellular component: outer dynein arm.
AAGAAAAAAAAAAAUGGAAUUUAUAUUUAAAAAAGAACGAAGGUCCUUUGGGGCUCGAGUUCAUUUCGAGGAUAAGGAUGAAGUGGUCUUUAGUGAGAAUUCUAAUCCGGAACUGGUUAAGAGUUUCAUUCUCAAGAAUCCUGUGGACCGCGUUACACAAUAUGCGGGCCAGACAUCACUCAGUGUGGCCAACACGGAGCGAGCCACCUACAAGAGCACUGGCAUAACCCACAAUGAGGGCGGAUGGCCCAAAGACAUUAAUAUGCAUGAUCCUGAGCAAACGGUGCGGUAUAAGCGAAAGAUCGAAAAGGACGAUAAUUAUAUAACACAAGUGAUGAAUCUAACUAAGCCCAUGGAACACUAUAUACAUCAAAAUAAUGCUGUCAAUAUCUAUGAGAAUUACUUUGAGAAUCUUGAUCCGGCUCCAUUGCCCGAGCCGUGCAAGUCGCGCACUGUGAACGUUUACCGUGAUCCCAAUCCGAUCAAAGUGCCCGUAAAGCAUUUGUCCUGGUCACCUGACGGUGGCAUCAAAAUGGCCGUUAGCCAUUGCGACAUGAAAUUCCAGGGGGAUAAGACGGGACAAAAGUGCAAUUCGUAUAUCUGGGAGGUGGAGAAUCCGAAUGAACCGUUCCUGACGCUAGAGCCUAAGGUUCCCUGCGUGUGUCUCGAGUACAACCAAAAGGAUCCAACCAGCUUGGUUAGUGGCAUGUAUAAUGGUCAGGUGGCAGCCUGGGACACGCGCCACGGCAAGCAUCCGGUCAUGAUAAGCGAACGGGAGGUGUGCCAUCGCGAUCCGGUCAACUCGGUAUUGUGGAACAACUCCAAAAGCGGCACCGAAUUCUUCUCGGGCGGUUCCGAUGGCCAGGUAUUGUGGUGGGACACACGAAAGCUUACAGAGCCACUCGACCGGCUGCUAAUGGAUCCGGUUAAAAGUGAUGAGCAGGAUUUGUCACGUUCUUACGGCAUCUCGGUCUUAGAGUAUGAGACGACGAUACCGACGAGAUUCAUGGCGGGCACCGAAAUGGGCAUGCUGUUCUCAUGCAAUCGGAAGGGUAAAACACCAACGGAGAAGAUCCAAAUACGGAUGAUGUGCCAUUUGGGACCAGUUUAUGCCAUCACCAGAAAUCCGGCUUUUGUCAAGAAUUUCCUCACCGUUGGCGAUUGGUGUGCCCGCAUUUGGUCUGAGGAUUGCCGUGAAAGUUCUAUAAUUUGGACCAAAAGUAGCAGUUCCAUGUUAACUGACGGAGCCUGGAGCUAUACCAAGGUCUCUCAGUUCUUUAUCACUCGGAUGGAUGGUGUCCUGGAUACCUGGGAUCUCUUACAGCAGCAAAACGAACCCGUUCUAACGGUCAAGGUGUGCGAUGAACCGUUAUAUUGCGUGCGAACUAAUGAGAAUGGCAAAUUCGUCAGCUGUGGCAGCAAAUUGGGUGCCACAUUUCUCAUCGAAGUAUCCGAUAAUAUGAUAAUGUCGGCUAAAAAUGAUAAACCUUUGCUGACAGCAAUGUUUGAGCGUGAAAACCGUCGUGAAAAGAUCUUGGAGGCCAAAUCACGUGAAAGCAAACUAAAGGUGAAGGCCAAUCAUGGCCAGGAACCAAACGACAUCACCAUGCUGAAUGGCAAAGUCAAUAUGGCACCAUUUGUCGGAGCCUGCGAGCAGGCGGCAAGUGAAUAUUUUGCAGCUGUGGAGCAGGAACGACUCCGUCGUCUACCUGGUGGCAAGCAGGAUGCGGAGGAGGUUGACGUCUCAGAGGCGGAUAGUGCAAAGCUAUAGGAAACGCAAACGUGUUGGCAUUUUGCAUUGUUAU